GUGUUUCUCUUUUUCCACAUAGACUGUCCUUCAUCCACCUGGAUUCAGUUCCAAGACAGUUGUUACAUUUUUCUUCAAGAAGCCAUCAAAGUAGAAAGCAUAGAGGAUGUCAGGAAUCAGUGCACUGACCAUGGAGCAGACAUGAUAAGCAUACACAAUGAAGAAGAAAAUGCUUUUAUCCUGGAUACCCUGAAAAAGCAAUGGAAAAGCCCGGAUGAUAUCCUACUAGGCAUGUUUUUUGACACAGAUGAUCAGAGUUUCAAGUGGUUCGAUAAGUCAAAUAUGACAUUUCACAAGUGGACAGACGAUGAUGAUGAAGAGGACCUAGUUGACACCUGUGCCUUUUUGCACACCACGACCGGGGAAUGGAAAAAAGGAAAUUGUGAAGUUUCUUCUGUACACGGAACCCUCUGUAAAGCAGCUAUUCCAUAUGAAAAGAAAUAUUUAUCAGAUAACCACAUUUUAAUAUCAGCUUUGGUCAUUGCUAGCACAGUAAUUUUGGCAGCUUUGGGAGCAAUCGUUUGGUUCCUGUACAAAAGAAAUUUGCAUUCUGGUUUCACCACAGUUUUUUCAACGGCACCCCAAUCACCUUAUAACGAUGACUGUGUUUUGGUAGUUGCAGAAGAAAACGAACAUGCUGUUCAAUUUGACUGAAACUUUGGAAAUCUCGGAUUAGGACAUCGAAUACAGUGAAAGUGAUUCAUUGGCAAUGAGUGUUUAUGGUAUAUAUCCUUAUUUCAGUAACAUCCCUCAUCUCAUAUGAAAAAGGAAUGAUCUUAGAUGUUAGUGGUUUUAACACCUCUCCGCCAACUGUUAACUUUUCACUUGAAGGAAAGCUUAACGCCCAAGCAGAAAAAAAUAAAAACCCACUUUACUUGU
Molecule: messenger RNA, 879 nt
Organism: Miniopterus natalensis
Lineage: Eukaryota; Metazoa; Chordata; Mammalia; Chiroptera; Miniopteridae
Source: RefSeq, a predicted model, not a curated record